AUGCCGCGCCGAGCCGCGUCGCAGUGUACAGGCGAGGACAGUGACAGUGUGACGGGUGGUCACCCGUCCGACACCAGUUGCGAUCAGCGAUCCGUCAGUGAGUUGGUGCGCAACUACAGCGACCCCGCCGGUGAAGGACAGAAGCGGGACCGAUCAGAGUCUGGAGACGUUGCACCCGCCUGCAAGCGCGGGGCCAGAGAGCGGAACGGCGAGCCGGGCCGCAGCCCGUCGACACUCGGCGGCAACAGAGGCUUCAGAGAGCAACUGGACGUCGCCAUCGACGGGCUGGAGGAACGACUAAUGGCCGCAUUCUCCAGAGAACUCCACGAGUUCCGCACGUCGUUAUCGGCGGAGAUCGAAAAGCUCAACGGUCGCGUGAAAGAGUUGGAGCGGCACGUGGAAGAGAGAGAUGGCGUUAUUGACCAGCUAAGCGAGGAGCUCGACCGGUCUCGCUCGGUGGUGUCGACGCUGGAGACCCGGGUAGAGGAGGCUGAGAUUAAUUCAAGACUCCCCUGCAUCAUCCUCUCCGGCGCCGCCAUGGCGGCCCGCCGCGCGCCCCGCCUGGAGCCGCCCCUGCCGAACCAGACAGCGCCUGCGGCGGUCGACCCUCGGCCGAUCGCGCUGGCUGACACAGGUCGGGGUUCUCCGACCGUGACGUCAGAGUCAGCUGAUCGCCCGAACAGCGGCGGACCGGGUCAGUCGGCGGGCCGCGGUGCCGGGGGGCGGGCUGCGGGGCGAGCCGGCGAGUGGGAAGAGCGAGAGGACAUCAACGGUCUCGUCAUCAGCACCCUGAACCAGUGUCUGCCGGGACUGGAGGUCACCGCCAGCGAUAUCGACCGCGCCCACCGCCUGCCUGGCCCGAACAAUCGUGUGAUUGUGCGCUUCGUGCGUUCGGGCGAGGGGAGCAUUCGUGACCGCGUGAUGGGUCGCCGUAUGGAGCUACGCGGAAAGGAACUCUAUGUAAACGAGUCGCUAACCAAGCUUAGAAGCCGGAUCUUCAGGUCCCUGCUGGCCGCCAAGCGAGAGCAGAAGAUAUACACAGUGUAUUCCCGCGGUGGCUACGUGUUCUUCAAGGAACAGAAGCAUGGCAGACCGGCAGCUGCCGCGGACGACGGACGGCACGAGCGGUGGCGAGUCGGCGACCCUUGCCGGCUACCUCGCUACCACACCACACCAGUUGUGGUGGGCUGCACUUUCGCCGGGCUGCUGGUAGUGUCGGCGGCGUGGCCGGUGGCGGCAUCUGCUUCGGCUUCUGGGCGGUGCGCGGCGGCGGCGGAGAAACACCAGCUAGUAACUCCUUGUCGAACUGCGCAGUCACCGGUGCUGCCUGCGGCCGGCGAAGCUCGCUGCAUUUCGAUCCUCCCGCAUCCUUUUGAGACUUUGGUGUCCAACAUGUUCAUCAUGAGCCUGGCGGCGGCUGACCUCAUUGUGGGCGUCUUCGUGAUGCCUCUGGGCUCGCUGUACGCCAUCAAAGGCGAGUGGGUGCUCGGUCUGACCAUGUGCCGGAUCUGGCUCAUUGUCGACUACAUCGCCUCGACGGCGUCGAUCCUGAACCUGUGCAUCCUCAGCCUGGACCGCUACUGGAGCAUCACGGCGCCGCUCAAGUACCUGCGGCGGCGCACCAAGCGGCGCGCGCUGGCCAUGAUCAGCAGCGUGUGGCUGCUCUCCUCCAGCUGGAUCUGGCCCGUCGUCUUCUUCGACUGGCUCGUGUCGCCGCCGCUGCCCGACGCCGGCACGUCUAUCUGCGAGACCGGAUUCGCCCAGAACCUGGUCUUCAAGGUGGUGGCGGCCAUCUUCAACUUCUACAUCCCGUGGGUGUCGAUGAUGUACCUGUACGUGCGCAUGUUCGCUGUGAUCCGGCAGCGCUCCAAGCUGGAGGUGGGCAGGUUCCAUCUGGCCAACCGGACCGUCUCGAACGGCGCCGAGCCGGCCGACAAGCAGCGCGUCGAGCGGCGCACGUCCGGCUCGCGGCGCGCACCGCUCGACGGCUCCGUCAGCUACGACAACCUGAUCCUGAUGGCGCUGCCCGACCUCGGCGGCAUGGCGCAGUACGUCGGACGCUACGACGGCCUGCACGUGCAGAUCGAGCUGGCCGACGACGCUGACGGCGAGUCGGACCAGGCGUCACUGGGCGGCACGCCGGCGCCGCGCCGCCACCGGUCGCGCUCGCGCCGCGCCGGCCGAGGCGCCGUGGUGCUGCAGAACGCGGCGGCGCGCGCGGCGAGCUGCGCCCAGCGGCGCACCUCGCCGACCGGCGGCGGCUCCCCGCAGCUGAACGGCAGCAAGUCGCAGCCCCCGCCGGCCGGCGGCGGCAACAUCAUCCUGCAGCGGGAGAAGAAGGCGGCCGUGCAGCUGGGCGUCAUCAUGGGCGCCUUCAUCCUCUGCUGGCUGCCCUACAGCAUCCUCUUCGUGGCCGUCGCCGUCUGUCCAGACUGCGUCGACGAGAACGUGCACAUGGGCUCCAUCUGGCUGGGAUACCUAAACUCCACGCUCAACCCCGUCCUCUAUCCCCUCUGCAACGCCAACUUUAAACGCGCGUUCAAGCGCAUGCUGGGCUUUUCCCCAUCGCGCGAGUCGCGCAGGAACCAGUCGUCUUCUCAGGCACCCCGGAUGCCCAGCCAGCGCUAGCGGCCGACGCGGUUCAGUGUGUGUUUGGUCUCACUCUCCGAUCCACGGAGAAAUGAACCCUCGGAGAGGGAGGACGUGGGAAGGGCCGUAAACAGACCUGGCUCCUGACGGCCGCCAGAGACCAAGUGAGGACUGCAGUGAUCCUGCUGUCCGCUGAGCGUGACGGACAUAGCAGACUCUGUGUGGAUCACUGACCGGUGUGAGGUUUGAAGGCAGUGGUGGCAGUUGUCCAGUUGGUGUUGGUAAGGCCUGGCGAGGGAGCGGAGGCGAGUUGCGGAGUCUGUCCAGCACAGAGAGACGACUCACUGUCGAUGUGGCCCAGGUUUUUCCGUCGGACAAGGGAGAGAGUGUUUGCUGUAUUACUUCGCGUUAUUAUAGGAGAUGUCAUUCACAGGUCGACUGUUGUCGGCUUUGUGGAUAGUGUUACCUAUUUGUCAGUGUCGAAUUAAUGUCCACGACGUGAUACGUAAUGACUGGCUGCUGAUUAUCAGCAGUAAGUUGAUAUCAGUGAUAUAUCAAGUGAUGGAUGAUGUACAGCCAAAUAUUAGGGGCGCUAGAGAGCCAUAACUGUUGACAAUCCCUCGGAUCGGAUCUCACUGCUGCAGUCCUGACAGGUGAUUAGUCUGGGCUGGCUAUCGGACUCGUCCAGUUCUGUGAGUGAUGUGAGGAGAUUUGACCGAUCGUGUGAGUCGGCAGACCGGCCAGUCGGCCACCUAUCCGCCGUGGCCGCGCUCACCCCGUCCCCUCCGCGCCCGGUCCCCGCCGGUGUCUCCAUGCCCGUCACAAGUACAAUGUUGUCCGCUCCCUGUGAGCUGAGCCGAAUAAACGGCGUAUGUUUGGUGA
Amphibalanus amphitrite is the source of this 3471-nucleotide messenger RNA. RefSeq lists its product as uncharacterized. Gene Ontology annotation, cellular component: plasma membrane. The transcript is spliced from 5 exons. The coding region runs from base 1 to 2628 and encodes 875 amino acids. Gene Ontology annotation, molecular function: G protein-coupled acetylcholine receptor activity. NCBI's taxonomy places the organism in Eukaryota, Metazoa, Arthropoda, Thecostraca, Balanomorpha, Balanidae. The record is from RefSeq and is a predicted model, not a curated record. Gene Ontology annotation, biological process: adenylate cyclase-activating adrenergic receptor signaling pathway.